Messenger RNA from Lymnaea stagnalis (great pond snail), 4034 nucleotides. The record is from the annotation of a GenBank genome assembly. Lineage: Eukaryota; Metazoa; Mollusca; Gastropoda; Lymnaeidae.
UACAAAUCCAAUUUCAUUUAUGAGAAUUAUGUUUAAAUAAUAUGUAAGUCAGAUAAACUGUAAGUAGAAAUUAAUUUAAAAUUUAAAACCUUAAAUGAAAGGCCUUAGCCUGAACCCAAUCCACCUCAUCUGGGUGUAAUACACCCAUAGACAAACUGUAUUUGUGAUAUCUCGAGUUCCUUUUAAUAUUCUUUCUUACUUAUAGUCGACCUAAUAAUCCACAAGGAAGUUGGAAUGAACACCUUUGUGAAUGCAAUUGUUAUUGCAAUUGUAUAUAAAGUAUAAAGCAUGCGAAAGUGACUUAUUUUUGGGGGCCUUAACUUUUUUCCUACAGUCCGUAGCUAUUAUUGUUACCCACUUUACUCUCCCCUAAUUCUCAAAAUAUCAUAUUCGUACUCUUUCAAUACCAUUUAUCUUGACUGCAUAUGACACUUGAACCUUGUCCUUAUUCCAUAACCUGCAACACGAUCGCAAACGUACCGCCCCAGUUUUUUGCUACAAACAGAAUGUACAGGCGAAGAGAGGCCAACUUUUGACUUGUCUUGCACGAACAUUGUGCUAACAUCCCGACAAGCCAUCAGCAGUGCACAGACAGACACACAUUAACUAAAUCUUAUAUUGUUAAAAGCCUAAAAUUAUAGAAAUAUUUUAAUUUACACUUAUAAUAAUUCUUGAAAUAAUGUAAUAACCAGUCAAAUUUAAGAUUAAAAUUUUAAAAGAGAAAACGGGAUUGUUCACGUCAACUAAUUUACCUCCCCCCUCCCCGUUUCAACAAUUGUCAGACAUUUCCAGCGCCCACCCAUAUUUUUUUUUCAUAAUUAGUGGGCGACCCCUUGUUGUAUAUUUGAGUUUGUAUAAUCCAUAAAAUAAAUUUUAAAUUUUAAUAAUUAAUAAAUGAACUGCGCUGAAUGCAUUUGGGUACCAAUGAUAAUAAAAUGUGUGCAACUUGAAAAAAAGCAUUUCAAAGCAGAAGAGUUUUUACAUUAAGAACAGAAUGUUCUUUGCAAAUAUGGCUACAACACAUUGUGCAUUGACAUUUUGUUUUCCUGUCUAUUUUUCGCUGGGCACUGAGCGCAUCUCUUCUGCUUUGAAGCUGAAGUAGGAUCAAAAUCGGUUGUCCUUUCCCUCUUUGCAGGAGCUGAAGUAGGAUCAAAAUCAGUUGUCCUUUCCCUCUAUGCAGGAGCUGAAUUAGGAUCAACAUCAGUUGUCCUUUCCCUCUUGGCAGGAGCUGAAGUAGGAUCAACAUCAGUUGUCCUUUCCCUCUUUGCAGGAGCUAAAGUAGGAUCAAUAUCAGUUGUCCUUUCCCUCUUUGCAGGAGCUGAAGUAGGAUCAACAUCAGUUGUCCUUGCCCUCUUGGUAGGAGCUGAAGUAGGAUCAACAUCAGUUGUCCUUUCCCUCUUUGCAGGAGCUGAAGUAGGAUCAACAUCAGUUGUCCUUUCCCUCUUGGCAGGAGCUGAAAUAGGAUCAACAUCAGUUGUCCUUUCCCUCUUGGCAGGAGCUGAAGUAGGAUCAACAUCAGUUGUCCUUUCCCUCUUUGCAGGAUCUGAAGUGGGAUUAAAGCUUAUCAUACAUUGUUUUAUUGACACAGAUUGUUCGUGUCAAAUUAAUCUAUUUUAAAGCUAUAUCGCAGUCCAACACUCUUUUAAGUAGGAUCAAUAUCAGUUGUCCUUGCCCUCUUUGCAGGAGUGGAAAUUGAAGCGUUCCGGGUAGCUUGAUCAAGUGUUUGUAAAGAUUUCAAUACACUGAUGAUGUUGUGUCUUACAAUAUCUUUAUGUGUCGGGACGGAACGCCUCUGUAUUUGUUGGAGUGUGAGGAAAUAUGCAACGUUAUAUUGAAUUGCUGUCUGUUGUUUUCAUGAGACAGUGAGUUGAUAUGAUAUUUAUAUUUGAAAUACACUCUUCCUGCAAUUGAUGCCAAGCUACUAAAAGCCACCAUUUAAUAAGUUUUUCGUUUCCCAGAAAAUGCCAUCGCCAUUUGGUUCAUGGCGUCUACGCCUCCUUUGUUUUGUUUUUUUUUUGUAGUAGAGCACAAUCUCUGGUUUCUUGCAUUCUGUUUCUUUUUCUAUGUCUGGGUGACUGUGCAUGGUGCUCGGGAGCAAAACAUUUUUCUGCUUAUUGGUCUGAUUAUUGACAAGUGUAUCUUCUGGUCUCAACAAAAACACUAAUUCGUUGAGGGGCAGAUCGUUCUUUUGUUGGAACUCCUUGGGUAGGAGCAUCUUGUUCCGCUUCACUGUUCCAACAAGAGUGAGCCUGUUCACAACUACUGUGAUGUUCUCUCCAGGAAACAUAAUACCUUGCCAAAUUACUUAGGGAUGCUUACCAAAUAUCUCUCAUAGGAGCAAAGAUGUCACGGAACCGACCUACUGACCUAGUAUACUUGUCAUUAAAGCAAAUAUGCUUCAGAAGGUUGAAGAAUCUUUUUAUUGAGAGGACUUCCAUCAACAGGGCUGAAUAAAAAUUUCACAGAAACGCUAUUCUGGGGAAUAGCACCCGUGUGUAGGAGGCAAUCAAUAAAAGCUUUCAUUUAGAUCGCAUCAGUCAUUUGCCAUGUGUCUCCUUGUACUCUCUCACCUUCCCUGUUGUUGCAGUCAUCUAUUGUUUUCAUAAUUUUUUUCAUUAAUGUACAGAAGAAAUGCUUCAAUUGGAGAAACUAUAUGAUAUGUGAAGGGAGUUCGGUUCCUAGACAGUUUGAAUAUGUUCUUCUGGGGAGUUCUUGCCUCAGGGUGUGGUGGUCUAGAAAACCAUACAUCUACGUUAUCUUUGCCCAGGACAGUAUUUUCAUUGAUCCAUUUUGCACAAUAUCACCAUCUGAUUCAUUGCUCUCUUUGUCAUUACAUGCACUGCUUUCAAAGGUUUGGCUAUCAUCAAUAGCUGCAGUAUAAACUGCGUUGACCUCAUCAUCAGAGAUGCUUGAAUCAAUACUAGUGUCUUCUGUUUGUGAUGGCUGCCUCUCCUCGUCCCCUUCAUCAGAUAUUUCAGGUUCAUCACUUGUUUGCCCAUUACCACCAUCAUCUACUGGAGCACAAAGUUUAGCAGAGAUGUUUCCAUCCAUUUUGCACUUGGAAAAAAGUGUACAUGUUAAACUGUUGUUCAAUGUCAAGAUUAUGACAGGCUAGUUACAAAUAGGCAUUUUCCAUCAAUCCUUCUAGAUCUAUAUCUAACAGUUGGAUUAAGAUUAUAUAGUUAUUUAUAUUUGGUAUUCAGAUAGUAAACUGAUAGAGAAUAAGAAAGUGUCCUUAUUUGAAAGCAAGGUCUUAUCUGUUGCUUGAGAAAAAUCAGAUAUUUAAAAGACUUGGUUUUAACCAAGGAUGAUCACUCAAAUUCUGAGUAUAUUUCUUUGGCUGGAAAAGCUACAACUAAAUCAUGCCAAUUUGAAAAGUAUUAAAAAAGCAAAAAAAAAAAAAAAAAAAAGAGCUAUAAGAUUUUCUGUGAUAUUCGACUAAGCAAGGAAUCUUCAUAAACAUUUUCCCCCAUUAUAAUAAGUUGAAGGGUGUGCUACACACAGUCGCUACAGGGACCGGGUAUACAAUAUGUUGAGGUUGAUAGGGAUGAGACAUUUUUUACAAAUAAACAAAGUCAAACGCUUGUAAAUAUGUGUGUGUGUAUGUAUGAAGAAGAUCAUGUUUCUUAAAUAGUAAAAACAAUUUUCAUACAUCUAAAUUUUAGGAAAAAUUCUACGCCUAAUGUGUUCUUACUUUACCCAUUACCAGAUAAAUUUACAAUGUCAAAGAGACACACAGCUACAAACGCUAUAUCGAGAGGGGGCAAUCAGCCAUUCGACAGAAGUGACUUGUGUAGAUCUAAAACCAGCCAUAAAAAUACAAACGAUUCUCUAAAACUAGGUCCCACCAAAGCAUCACCUUCCUAUGACAUCAAUGACAGCAGUCUCGCAUCGGCAACAGAUAACUUUUCAGAGUUACCAAAUGGAGAUUUAUAUCAAGCUAUCUCAUCAGGUAACCUGGACGAUAUCAUUAAACUGAUUGAAAAAUCAGAAAAAAAGACCAAUGAGGUCAAGCAGUCGACUCUAGACCAGGG